This is a messenger RNA of Monomorium pharaonis (pharaoh ant), 2039 nucleotides long. RefSeq lists its product as uncharacterized. Bases 113 to 1432 code for a protein of 439 amino acids. The record is from RefSeq and is a predicted model, not a curated record. The transcript is spliced from 7 exons. NCBI's taxonomy places the organism in Eukaryota, Metazoa, Arthropoda, Insecta, Hymenoptera, Formicidae.
AACCUAUGUAACAAAAGUUUAAUAAAGAGACGAUUUUUUUGCGACAACAUAGCAAUAGCAAAAUUUUUUAACAACAUUUUUUGACGUGUAGAAACGAAUUGUGAAUUCUAAAAUGAUCAAGGAUCAGCAGAUAUUGAUCGCGCUUUUAAUGUGUUGUAUUAUGUUUCACAUUUACGUCAACGCCUGGAACAACCGCGGUAGACACAGAAUCGCAGAUAGAAGACGAUUGUGGCAGAUAAAUGAUACCGGAUCUGCCUUUUCGAGACCAGCAGGGAUAAUGAAACGCAAAUGGGACUCGUCAAAAUUUCCGAACAAUAAUCACACUCAAAUUGCUAGGGAAAAAAGACUCUUCUCGCUGUUCACGGUAGUCAAGUUCGACAACGGCAUCUGCGGUGGAUUGAACGGGGAGAAUGGCACGUGCGUUGCAGCGGCAGAAUGCGCGCAACGUGGGGGCAUCUCCAGCGGCGUUUGCGCAAAUGGUUAUGGGGUUUGUUGCAUAGUUACGGUGUCCUGUAGCGGGAUGACCGCUGACAAUAACACAUACUUUGUCAACCCCAACUAUCCGUCCACUUUCGACGGAAUGGAAUCGUGUCAGGUGACACUAAUGAAAUCGAAUCCAGAUGUAUGCCAGUAUCGAUUAGACUUCGUACAAUUCAAUAUCAGAGGUCCAGAAACCAUGAAUAACGUCUGCGUUUAUGAUCAAUUUAUCGUUUCCGGUGGCAAUCCGGUGCCGACGAUAUGUGGUAACAAUGACGGAAAUCACAUGUAUAUAGACACGGGUGUCGGGCAAACCAACCCGGUUACUUUGACCUUUGUCACAAGCGGAAACUCUUAUUCCCGAUCGUGGAAGGUUCGAAUUUCACAGAUACCUUGCAGUACAAUAUAUCGAGCUGAAGAGGGUUGUCUUCAGUAUUUCACCGGAGUUUCCGGCCAAAUAAAGUCCUUCAAUUAUGAUCCCACGACUGGACUACAAUUGUCGAAUCAAGAUUAUAGUAUAUGCAUUAGGAUGGAAAGAAACUUUUGUGGUAUCCAGUACAUGGCGUGUCUUGACGAUGCUCAAGGGAUGAUGCCUACAUUAGGCAUUACAACGGGGCAAGUAAUGCGUAGUAAUGCAUUCACAUUAACGGGUAAUACCCAGGCUACACAAAUAGUGUCGAUGACAGGAACGGCUUGUAUGACCGAUUGGCUGUCAAUACCGUGUGCUACAAAUCUUGGUCGGUUACCCUCAGUGUCAUUAACAUGCAUUGAUCGAUUGUGUGGCGGUACUUUUAACUCUGAAACCCAGAACUUGAAUGGGUCGUCUGUUAUCAGCACCGUAAAGCCGUUUAGAUUAAUUUUUCACACGGAUAGCACCGAGGGACCUGGCGAUGUUGGAAACAGAGGUUUUUGUCUCAAUUACGUGCAACAACCAUGCACAACAAAAUUAAAAUAAAAACUAUUCCAUUAUAAUCAAAAUACUAAAGCAUAAGUUUACGGAAUUCCAAUUUUUAUUUCGUAAUUUUUAACACACAUAUUUUUUGUAUAACCAUGUCGAUGUCGACGAAUGAAGAGUUUGCAUAAAAGCAACUUACAUAACUUAUAUAAAUGUGCUGUCAUAUAUAAAUCAAAAAGUACGCAUAUCUUUCUCAACUUGCAUGAACAUUCUUUUUUUUACAUUCACAUUACGUACAUUUCUGUACAAGAUCGAAUCUGAGAAAAGAAACACGUUUUUUUCAAAUUUUUAGUAGAUGUGUACUUAUAUGAAAUCGAUGACGAAAUAAAAUAAUCGAUAAAACAAACUAUAAAAAAUGGGACGGUAAGGAUUGUCGUCAUAAAAAUUAUCGUGCUAUAGUAAUUAAUCGAUUAAUUACAUAGAACAAUAGCGGUAGAAUUUACAAUUACAACAUUUAUGAUUUUCACAAACUUUGUAUUAUUAACGUCUGCAGAUUGGUAGACUGAUUAAAGAGGGGAGAGGGAUAUAAUGUAACUUAAAUGAACGUUAUAGAUGUGUACAUGCAUUUAUACAUUUAAUAAAAUUAGAGAUAACUUCCUCCAUCUUA